CUUAGUCGUUGUUGUUGCUGCUGCCUGUUUGAAUGAGCAUUGAGCGUCCAUAUUUGGAGUUGGAGGUGGUCAAGUCAAUUGGCUGUACAGGAUAUGGUCAUAGUUUCUAGCCUAGCGUUGACACUGACGCAGCUCGGAUUAUGCAAACCAUUCAAUUUACGCCAAAGAUAUCAUCCUUGUUAAUUAGUGUCUAGUGAAAAGCAAUUAUGAAGUAAAUGGUAUUGAAAAUUCCUUACAACAAGAACUGUCUGGUGUAUGCAUUCCUUUGAAAGAACGACCACUUCACCAACUGAUUUCACAAUUCGAAUACAAGAUCAAGAUGACUUCGAAAUUACAACGCGAGAAUAGUGUGAAUCAUCACAAGGAACUUUUCGAACGAGUGAAGUACAACAGUUUCUCUAACAUCAAGGACACACUUUCAAAAUACCCCAACAUAAUAAAUGAAAUCAACUAUGAUUAUGAUAAGACAAUAUUGCAAAUCGCCUGCUUUGAUUUAGCUGAUACCAUAAAGAAUGAAACCAUACAAAUCUUGAUCGAUUAUGGAGCUGACGUUGACGAUCCAUACGGCAGUGAAGAAUACAAUGCUUUGCACUACGCCGUUUUAGGCCAGAAUCCAGACGUCUUAAAGGUAAUUCUUUUAAACACCAAAAACGUGAACUGCUUGGAUGACGAAAACAAUAGUCCACUACUUCUGUUACUCAAAGAUGGAGAGGAGGACAAGGACAUUGUGGAAUGUGCCACACUAUUAAUAAAUGCAAACAUUGAUGUGAACUUAACGAAUCGAAAGAAUCAGACUUGCAUUUAUUGGGCGGCAAAAAAACAAUACAAAGAAGUAAUUAAAUUACUCUUAGAUAUACCCAAUAUCGAUAUAGACAACUAUAAGGAUUCCAUGAAUAAAUCAGCUAGAUCGUACCUAACCGAAUUAGGCUUUAAAGUGGAUAAUUUCAAACCAAUGGAACUUGAUAUCGAAGCACAGUUGAAACAAUUGCUCAUAGACGGAGAUGAAGAUAUUUUUAAAAGUGAAUACGAAUUAUACAAAAGCAAAACGAAUUAUUUGGAUUUGGCUGUAGACAAGAAUUUGCCGAAAGCAGUUGAUUUUCUCCUAAAAGUUGGAUGCGAUCCAAAUAUCAAGUUAAAUACAAAACCAAUUAUUACAAUAGCUGGAAGUAGGGGAUACCACGAAAUAUUCAAAUUACUAAUUCAGAAUUUCAGCAUUCGGAAUUUAACCAUCCCAGAAAAUAUUCUUUCUGAAAUUUUAAAAUGUAUAGACUUGGAUCCGAUUCCGAAGAAAGGAAUUGAUCGCAACAUUUGCUUCAAAUAUUACAUGGAAUAUGUGACUCCUGUGAACGUUAACAUUAAGGAUGACAAUGGCAGUUACCCAUUGCAUUACUCUUCCCGAUACGCAUCUUCAGAUGUUACAAAGCUGCUGCUUCAAAAAGGUGCUUCAUUAGCGAACCGUGACAAGUACAAUGUACUUUCAGUUAGCGAGAUGGACUUUGAGACUUUGAAGGAGCACUUCGAUUCUUGCAUAACAGCGAAACCUAACGAGGAGAGCGUCAAGGAAGAUCUUACAAUAGUGUUCGACUACAACUGUCUAUUGCCAACAUCCAAUGAGAUUAAAUUCGAUGAGGAAAUGGGAAAGAGCAGUGGUAUUCGUAAGGAUUCCAAAGAGACAGAUGUGAUUUUGUAUAUGAGCCAAUCAUCUGAAUUAAGAAACUUGCUUCUUCAUCCGUUAAUUGCUAGUUUUCUAUAUAUGAAAUGGCAACGAAUAAGUUUCAUCUUUUGGAUAAACCUGUUUUUCUACUUACUCUUUUGCUCCUCCUUUAUGCUGUAUGUGUACAAUGGCACGCAGUCUUUUCUUGCAAUUAUGACUAUAUUACUCUCCGUGAGAGAAGUUUUUCAAUUGAUUGUGGCCUUCAAAAAAUAUUACCAAAAUUUUGAAAAUUACAUUGAAAUGCUAUUAAUUGGUGCUGUCAUUGUGUUGCUCGUUACCAAUGAACCUACUGAAGAAACAAAGAAACAAUUGAUUGGUAUAAUUACAAUAUUAGCCACUUUCGAGCUACUAUUCCUAUUGGGAAAUUUACCUUCACUGACCACAAAUAUUGUUAUGUUACGAAGAGUUUCAUACAGUUUCUUCAAAAUAUUUAGUUUUUACUUCAUCAUCAUCAUGGCAUUCGCAUUUUGCUUCUACACAAUUUUUAAUAAAGAUAAAGAUUCCGAGUUUGAAAGUUACUCGCAAGCAUUCUUCAAAACUGCUAUUAUGUUAACAGGAGAACUGGAAGCUGGUGAUAUAGAAUUUGAUAAACAUCCAAUCACAAGUCAUUUGAUAUUUAUUAUUUUCGUGUUUUGCAUUGUUAUUAUUCUGCUUAAUUUGGUGAACGGUUUGGCUGUAAGCGACACCCAAGAAAUUAGAAACGAGGCUAAAUUAAUUAGUUUGAUCGCCCGCACAGAGUACGUAGCAUAUGCUGAAGAUAUAUUGUUUAGUAUUCAAAUACCAGCAUGGAUAGCUGAAUAUUAUGAGAAAUUCUGUAUUUGUCAAGGUAAUAACAGGACACCCAAGGAUUCUAAAACUAUUUUGGCUAGUCGAGUCUGCUUAUUUCCAUACUAUUUGCAUGACAAUCAGUUAGAGGUUUACCCAAAUCAAAAUGGAAGAGUUAAAUUUGGAAACCGAAGGGACCAGAGAUGCAAAAUCGUUCUACUCGAUAAUUCCACAGUGAGAUCAGCAAGAAAAAUGAUUCAAAUUCGGAGGGAGAAAGAUAAGGAACAUAACCAGUUAUUGGAGAGUCUAACAAAUAUCAUUAAAAAUGAACUGAUGGAACUGAAAAAUCUUAAUCACUUUAAUUCUAAUUUUAAAAAUCCAAAACUUGUAUAAUUUAUUUCAAAUCAAUUGU
Nicrophorus vespilloides is the source of this 2891-nucleotide messenger RNA. Its product is annotated as transient receptor potential cation channel protein painless-like. Lineage: Eukaryota; Metazoa; Arthropoda; Insecta; Coleoptera; Silphidae. Gene Ontology annotation, biological process: transmembrane transport; monoatomic ion transport. The record is from RefSeq and is a predicted model, not a curated record. Gene Ontology annotation, cellular component: membrane. The transcript is spliced from 3 exons. Gene Ontology annotation, molecular function: monoatomic ion channel activity; protein binding. Bases 320 to 2872 code for a protein of 850 amino acids.